Molecule: messenger RNA, 3064 nt
Organism: Pristis pectinata (smalltooth sawfish)
Lineage: Eukaryota; Metazoa; Chordata; Chondrichthyes; Rhinopristiformes; Pristidae
Product: NACHT, LRR and PYD domains-containing protein 1 homolog
Exons: 8
Coding region: 274-2655 (793 amino acids)
Cellular component (GO): cytoplasm
Source: RefSeq, a predicted model, not a curated record
CAAGUGUGUAAUGUAGGGAUGCUGGCUGACGAUUAUAUUUACUCUGGCGUUAUCUGGGUGGACAACUGCCCUCGUGAGUGCAGUUGCGUGUGACCUCGAUGUUGCUUCCACCGGAGGGCUUCAGUGAUGAGCUGGUCUUGUUUUCGCUGAAGCAGACGAGGCUGCGGGAGACCCCAUAGAAGAUUAUGAAGUGAAGAACCAGGGCAGAGGGUAAACAAUUGUUUCCCCACAAGUUAGAAAAACAAAAGCUUAUUUGUUAAAGAUAUCGCAACAAUGGGACAGUGGCGCCGGGAUUUCAUUGCCGUCGGGUUUGUAUUCUCUUUGGGACUGUUUGCUGGACAUUGUGGGCUACUCACAUGGAUAAUCCGGAGGUGUUUUCGCAGAGGUUACGAAAACGUUGCAUCCGGCUCUGACACCACCACAGACAACAUUGUGGAACAUAAUCGUGAGGAACUCACAAAUAGAGAAUGGAACAGGAACAGUCCAGAACCUGAUUCAGAUAUUGGACAACAGUCUCGGGUCGAAACUUCCGAUGUGAUUGUAAAUAUAGAUGAUGGAAAUCGACCGUUGACGUCCAUAGGAGAACAGACAGACUCUUUCGAAAGGAUCACCGAAAUGGAAUAUUUGCACAGAUACGUUCUCCGAAAUCGGACUAUGAAACUGAACGGAGUAACCGAGGUGGCUGACACACAUCUACUUGAUGAGUUGUACACUGACCUGACGAUUAUCAAGACGUCCCCUGAGCGGCCAUUCAUUGAACAUGUUGAGGGACAGGAGGAAAAUACCACGCAAAAUCUUCAAGUUGAGUUCGACGAAUUGUUCAGGAGCAGCGACACUGACACAGGCAGGACCACCACCACCGUGGUCUGUGGGGCUGCAGGGACUGGGAAAAACACCAUGAUACAGAAAAUAAUCCAUGACUGGGCCACGAGGAAUAAAUAUAAACAGUUUACAUUUCUCUUUCAUUUCAACUUCCAGAACUUGAAUGGAAUAAAAGGUAGAACGAAUUUAAAUACCCUAAUCCUUGACGCCUAUCCUUACUUCAUAAAUGUUCUGGAAGAUCUGUGGAAAGAACCCGAAAAGAUUUUGUUUAUAUUUGAUGAUUUCGACCAGUUUGAUCAAUCCAUUAAUUUUAGUGACGAUCAGAGAAACAGCAAGCAAUCUCACCAAUGUUUCGAUCCCCGUUUUAAUUGCUUUAUGCCCGACAUCAUCCGCUGCCUCAUACAGGGAGACCUGCUGAAAGGGUGCUCAGUGCUGGUCACAGCCCGGCCGUGGAAACUGGAGACUCUACAUCAGAUAACAGCAGAUUUGACAUUUCAAAUCAUGGGAUUCACUUCCCAGAAAGUAAAAGAAUAUUUUCGCCGCUAUUUCCGAGAUGAACAAUUUGCCGCAAAUACAAUCCAACUCAUUGGGCAGACUGACAUAUUGAGCAGUAUGUGUUGUAAUCCUUUAUUCUGCUCAGUCCUCGCCUCUUCACUGGAAUCAGAGCAAGCAUCAACCGAGGGACAGAGUCCAGCUUUCGUUGUAAACCACACUCAGCUAUUCUGUGCCUACGCCACAAACCUUUUCCGCAGAUGCGGAUAUAACGAGAUAACCUCUCGAGAUAGUUUGCUUCAAUUGGGCAAUUUGUCCCUCAACGGAAUUGCUUGUAAAAAAUAUUUGUUUGAAAUCGACGCACUUGGUGAUCUCAGUGUCCGUCUUCCCAAUUUUACCUCUGCAUGUAUGAUUCCGGUUCCAACCAACGAUAUGUAUAGUGUUUGUUACAAAUUCACGCACUCCAGUCUCCAAGACUUUGUUGCUGCACUAAUUAAAGUCCUAAGUACCUCAGGAAAUGGACUGAAAGGAUUGUUAAACGAAACAUUCACUGCCAGAGAUGGCAGAUUCAGUACGUUCUCACGUUUUCUUGUCGGUCUGUCUUCACGGAAGUCAAUUUAUAGCCUCGAUUGGGAAUUGGGCUCAUUUCCUUCGGAUGCCACUUCAUGUGUCUCAGAGUGGCUGAAAGAAUUUGUCAAAAGGCGAGUGCCGAACCUGAACAGCGAGAUUAACCAAGUCAUGUUUUUAGACAUACUGCACUGCUUAUUUGAAUUUGGAGACACAGAAACAACAACGGAAACAUUGGAACCAGUAAGGACAAUAAAAUUCAAUCAAUGCCACCUUAAAACUUCCGACUGCGCGAUUAUAUCGAGAACAUUAAUCUACUCUGAGUUGAUGGAAGAGCUGGAUCUCAGUUCAUGCCGUGUACAACUGGAGGGAAUUCAACAACUGGAACCCGUGCUGCACAGAUGUAAAAUACUCAGACUCAAUGGGAAUGACCUGCAAGAUUCCGGAGUAAAGUGUCUUUCUGAAUUUCUGAAGAAACAGGACUGUAUAAUACAACUGUUAGAGUUGAAAUCCAACCGUCUCACAGAUGAUUGCUUGGAAAAUCUGUUCGCCGCCCUUACGGUAAAUAGUUCACUGACGGAGCUGAACCUCAGCAAUUACAGCCAGGAUGAGCAACAGGCUAACAUGUUCAGGGACUCUACACUGAAGUAUUAUGUGCAUAGUGGUGCUCUUCAAAGAUUUAUAAGAUGGAUUCGCAAUCAAGAUGAUGGAAAUAAACAGGAAAUUGCAAGGGCAAACUAUGCAUCAGAUAUUUUAAAUUUAAUAACAGAAUGAAGGACUAUUUGGCUUUGAAAUGUAUGAUAUUCAAUGAGCCUGAGCGUCCAAUUUUCAAGGUAAUUCCGGCUGUAGCGGGCAAUUUUGAGAUAAAAGCCCAGAUGAAAGAGACCAUCGCAAGACUUUUUCAAAGCAACAACGUACGUGUGAAGGGACAACAUGACAGCCUGUUUCUCAGUUUGCUCUCACCCAUUUCUUAGCUUCCUACCUUUGUAUUCACGUCUGAACAAAUGUUUUUUUAUCCUGCACUAACGCAAUCUGUGUAUGUAAUUUUACAAUAAUUAAAUGGAGCAUCCGCAACAUGUGAAGUUUACCCUAAACGGGGAGAUUCCGCUCUUGAUUUGCUUUAUCGUAUAUCGGCUCACAUUAAUCUUACCUUUUUCCAGCACUUUGCACUUGCCCGAUGUUA